UAAAUUAGAGGAGAUCCCUGCAGACAGGCUGGAAGAAAGUGCCGAACGAGGAGAGGGAACCACGAGCUGGGUCGUUCUUGUCAGAAACUGUUUUCCGCGGGUUGUAAAUCUGUGUUUUUGGCAUUGGAAAUUCUGUUUGUCUCUCAUCUGGACCGGCGGACAUGGCAAUCCUGCAAUAUUUGUGUCUCCUGGCUUACUGCGCCUGCUGUGUUCACGAAGCUGAUGGGCGAAAAACGUAUGGGUCUGUUUUCCCCCACAAGCAUUCAUUAGCUGGCAAAUUUCCAUUUCCAAUCCCGACCAUCCCUGGGUGGGAGCCUGACACCAAUCCAUGGGAUGAUUAUCUCUACCCACCAAUGAACUCAAAGCCAGGGGAGCUCAUGCGACACCGAGGUAAACCAAAGGUCCGCCUGACCAGCGACAGCCCAGCUCUCAAUGGCUCGUGUAUAACCUUUACUGCAAAGAUUGAGUAUCCUCCGUGUCAGAAGGAAGACGCCAACGGGGACCUUGUCUGGGAUGAGCACUGCGAGGAUGGUACGGAGCUGGAGGCCUCAGCCAACGGACAGCUUCGCUCAGGCUAUGUGUACAACUGGACUUCUUGGCUGGACGAUUAUGGCUUCGGAAAGUGCACGGACACAACGAGAUGCAACGUGUUCCCUGACAGGAAGCCCUUCCCGCAGAGCAACGACUGGCGGCGCAAAAGCUACGUCUACGUUUGGCACACAAUGGGCCAGUAUUAUGAAACAUGCGAUGGCUCGUCUUCAAGCGUGACCAUCAACACCACUGGUAUCCCGCUGGGGGCAGAAGUCAUGGAGGUGAUGGUCUACAGGAAGCGUGAGCGCAGGAAGUACAGCCCCCUCUCCAGUGAUAACGCCGUCUUCCUGGUCACAGAUAAGAUCCCACUGGCAGUGGACAUCUCCCAGAAGUCUGCCGUCAACAAGUCGGCCAGUGUUUUCGUCCGUGGAGAGGAGAUAGUCUUCAAGGUCCAGCUCCACGACCCCAGCGGCUACCUGAAGACGGCGGCUUCGGUGGACUACAUCUGGGACUUCAGAGACGGCAACCAGGUGGUGACACACCGCGAGGUCACCACGCACGCCUACAGCACACUGGGGACGAUGAACGUGAAGCUGGUGGUGGAGGCUGCGUUUCCUGCCGAGUGCCCGCCCGCUUCCGCCACUCCGACUCCGAGGCGCCCCACGUCGCCGCCUCUCACAGAGGCUCCCACAUCCCCUCCGGCUACCCCGGCUGUCACAACCAGGAUCAAGACAACACUGGCGCCACCCAAGCCCAGCCAGUCUGUUAAUUCCUCCACCUGGCCUGCUGCGACGACUGGGUUACCCACAACGGAGCCGCUUCCUCCCACUGCUGCCACCAGAUCCAGCCCCACCACGUCGCCAUGGCUGCGAAGCAGGGGCCUCGACAGCAACGAGUGUUUCCGUUACGCCUACGGGACCUUCUCGGGCAACAUCACCAUAGUCGAGCCAAAGCACCCACUAAGGGAUCGGCUAAGUAGUCGCAUCGUGGACGUGUCGGCUGCCAGGGAGACCGACACCGGCGUCAGCUUCCUGGUGAAAUGUCUGGGCAGCAUCCCCACCUCAGCCUGCACCAUUGUGUCGGACCCCAGCUGCACUCAGGUGCGCAACAUCAUGUGUGACGAUGUGCCGCCGUCAUCCAAGUGCGAGGUGCGGCUGCAGCGAAGGUUUCUGGAACCCGGCACCUACUGUGUGAACAUCACCCUGGAGAACUCCAGCAGCAUGGCGCUCGCCAGCACCACCAUCACCAUCAGCAAGUCCCAGGAUCCACCCGCGCCUAAAACCCCAGACACUGCCCGGGUGGUUGUUACUUCAAGUGCCGUGCUGGUGGCAGUCUUUGCAUUCAUUGCCUACAUGAUCUACCGGCGCCAUAAGGUCUACCGGCCCAUCCGAAGGUCGCCGGUUGAGGAUGCCCGCGCACAUUCUGGUGCUGCGGGUCCCAUGGUUCGCCUGAGGGAGGCGCUCUUCCCCUCAAGCGAGGAGAGCUGCCACCUGCUGACUGAGAGACACCCUUUGUAGGGUUUGGAGGAGCUGCAUCAAAUAAGCUUGUGCUUUAA
This is a messenger RNA of Fundulus heteroclitus (mummichog), 2086 nucleotides long. RefSeq names its product glycoprotein (transmembrane) nmb (gene gpnmb). NCBI's taxonomy places the organism in Eukaryota, Metazoa, Chordata, Actinopteri, Cyprinodontiformes, Fundulidae. The transcript is spliced from 12 exons. The coding region runs from base 162 to 2048 and encodes 628 amino acids. Gene Ontology annotation, biological process: cell adhesion. Gene Ontology annotation, molecular function: integrin binding. The record is from RefSeq and is a predicted model, not a curated record.